This is a messenger RNA of Ciona intestinalis (vase tunicate), 1871 nucleotides long. The record is from RefSeq and is a predicted model, not a curated record. Lineage: Eukaryota; Metazoa; Chordata; Ascidiacea; Phlebobranchia; Cionidae.
AAAAUAUAUAAAUGAAUAAAUUUGUAGGUGCUGGGCUUUUUGCCAAUGAUACAGCACAGUAAUGUUUUGUAUGAACAAGUUUGACAAAGAACUGGAUUUUAAACUGGUUGGAUGGACGAGAAAGUAAAGGAACGCCCUCGAACCAAACGCCGUGGUGGUGUUUUGAUGAAAAAAGGCAAAUUAAAAGAAUCUCCAAAUGCCGAUAAUGCCCCGGAAUUAAUUAAAUCAAAUCCGGAGCCCAAAAGUGAAGAAUCUGUUGGGAAAUCUAUAGGUUCAGCUAAGCUCAGUCCAACCGAUCUACAGCUACUAAAUAAGAAACCUGACGUGGCCCCUGCCUUUAAAAAGACAGCGUUUAACGACAGAAGAAGCAGUUAUGCAGGAGUUACUAAACACGCCACGAAAAACAAUGCAUUUCUCUCUGAUCAAAGAUCUCGAAGAAAAUCAUUUGAUUUAAGGGGAAAGAGUGAAACGAAAGUAAAGUUGGACCAAGACAAGCAUAUGCCUGCAAAUGAAACGUUAACGAAGCAGCAAGUACUUGCCUUUAAAGAAGCAUUUGAUUUAUUUGAUAAUAAUGGAGGUGGAACAAUUGAUGCUCUAGAAUUAAAAGAAACGCUUGAAUCUGUUGGGAUAAUGUUGGAUGAAGCUGAGAUACAUGAUGUUAUGAUGAGAUUAGAUAAAGAUGGUAAUGGAGAAAUUGACUUUGAAGAAUUUUUGGAUUUGAUGACAAACACAGAGAUGUUUCUGGAAGCAUUUGCUUCUAGACAUGAUGGGAGUACUGACAACUACAACAGAGAAAGAGAUGUUUUGCUGUUUGAUGCUUUAACUGAGUUCAUGAAGAAAUCUGCAUUGAAGGAAGCUCAUGAAAUAGUUGGAUACUAUGCCAAGAAAUAUAAGAAGGUUGUUAAGUCAUAUAACGCAAACAAAGGAGCUCAUGUGGUCGGCCAUUAUGCUGAUGGUGCUCGGUUGAUUGGACUAACUGAAAAACAAAUUGUACAGCAGUUAAAGAAGCUACAACUAUGUCAGAAUUUUGAAAAUAAGGGUGAGAAAGAAAGUCCAUAUGCACAACCUCUACAACUUUCUGUGUUAAGAUCCGUUACCACCACCCCUAAUAGUCGUAGAAGAAAAAAUAAACAAAGGCCAAGAAAACGACCAACACUAAGUUCGUCAGCCAAUUUAAAGAAAGAAUCAUUGCAUUUACAUCAUCAACGUUUUAUGGACAAGUUACCAACACAAUCACAACUCACAAGGCGUCCUUCAUCUUCUGAUACAAACAUACAGCAGUUUAUGAAAGCCAAGGAACCGCAUACAAAGCAUAGAAUUGUUUUAAAGAUAAUCAACAACGACUUAUUCCAUAGAGGUUCUAUGAAAUCUGGAAGUGGCUCAACUAAACAAGAUUCGAAAAAGAAAUCAACAGCUCUAAAUCAUCACAAAGAUGAAGUUGAAGAACACAAACCUGGCUGGCUUAGUCAGAGAAACAAGAUGUAUAAUGUUGUUGUUACAAUGCCAGUUAAAUACAGCCAUGUCCAAGUCGACCAUUUGCCAAAGCUUAGAAAGAAGGUAGAGCAAGCAAAACAGAAGUUCAGUGAAGAAAUAUCAAAAAAGAAAAUCCAAAGUAAUAUUCGUCAUUACAAAGAAUUAGAUUCAAGACGAAUUCCAUCAACAACGUUAUAUGAACAUUUCCAACGAGUGUUUUGUGCAUACAGCAGCGCAGAGACCAAUAACAGAACAUGUGUGUCAGCUGACCAACUAAAAAAAGCAAGUCAACACAAUAACUUUCACAGAAGGCAACCUUCACAAUUUCCAUUCUAUCUUUCCCAUAGUAAAAAACAAUAUUAAGAAUUAAAACAAAUGCACUUGAGAUGUUCUUGAAU